CUUCGGUCCCAGGAACCAGUGGGAGGUCCGUGUGUGCGCACGUAGUCUUCCCCGGGUCUACCCUCAACAACAAGUCUGCGCUCCGGAGGGAGGGGCUAGCGCAGGUUUAAAUAGCAGCACAGCGCAGGAGCUUCAGAAGUGUCAGUCAGCCGCAGGUUAGAGCAGUCUGUCACAGUCUAGCAGCGGGUCUGUACAAUAACCACAGCAGCACCAUGAUGGCAGCGAGACUACCGGCCACCUCUCGGGGCUCCUUCCGGGCGCUGGGCUGCCUGUCCCGGCCCGCCCCGGCCUGCCUGGCCCGGCCCACCCCGCCCCCGGCCCCGACAGCCGCAGCGCUACAGUGCGCCAGGACCUACAGCGAAGGCGAGAAAAAUCCAGCGAACAUCGCCGGCUACCAUCCGGGCAAAGUCGACAAGUUCGCGCUGCGGGCGACACGGAAGGUCAAGAAGGGAGAGGAGUACCCGGAAGAAGUCAGUUACGACACGAUGACGGCGGCACGUGACAAGCUGAGAGUGAUGGUGGUCACGGGACUGACGGUCGCCGCGGGCGUGGGGGCCAUCUGGUUUAUCAAGGUGAGAAAACAAACAAACAAACAAACAAUAAAACAAGCAUACAAGGCGUAUCUGGAGAGCAUUAUGAAGAAAUAAACUUUAAAAAGAUGGGCUGACCUGAA
Messenger RNA from Branchiostoma floridae (Florida lancelet), 673 nucleotides. RefSeq lists its product as uncharacterized. NCBI's taxonomy places the organism in Eukaryota, Metazoa, Chordata, Leptocardii, Amphioxiformes, Branchiostomatidae. The record is from RefSeq and is a predicted model, not a curated record. The transcript has 3 exons. Bases 213 to 647 code for a protein of 144 amino acids.